GCUGCACGGAGAGGAGGGAAGGCGGGGCUCCCAGCAUCAUCACCACCGGCCAUCACUGCUUCAUUGUACGGGGCUGCUGCUGAUGCGGAGAUCACAGCGGAGGGGGAGAUAUUUUUUUUUAAUAAGAGAAAUAAGAGGAUGCCAAUGGACACGAUUUCACACAGAUUAGCAGAACGCACAUGAUGAAAAUCCAUCACGAGCCCUUGUGUCUGACAGGAGAAUGAGGAAGAGGAGGAACUGGAAACCCUGGGAGCACCUUGGAAAAUUUCUAUGAAGUCUCGAUGAAAGCAACAGAAGAGCCUCUCUAGUUUUUUUUGACUCGAUGGCUAAGAAGGGGCGUACGAAGGGCGAGAAGCCCGAAGCGCUCAUUUCUGCCUUACAGGCAGCCAAUGAAGAUCUCAGGUCCAAGCUGACUGACAUUCAGAUAGAGCUGCACCAAGAAAAAUGCAAGGUGAGCAAGCUGGAGCGCGACAAGGUGCAGGAGGUGAAGCGGGUGCGGGAGCAGGAGCAGCACCGUCACACUGCCAUGCUAACAGAGCAGCGCGCCAAGUGGCACGAGGAGAAACAGAAAGAGCUCCAGGCUCUCAGGGAAAACCUGACGCGGCAGCAUGAGCAGGAGCUGGCCCGCCACGCCAAAAUCAAAGACCAGGAGAACCAGAGGCUGAAAGCCGCUCUGAGCGCCAUACGCGACGGCAGCGGAGAGAAGGUACGCACAGCACUGACCCUGGAAGCCAAGGAGGAGGCCCGGCGCUUCUUUGACCAGGAGAGAGUGAAGCUCCUGCAGGAGAUCGCGGAGCUGAAGUCUGCGAAGAAGCAGACGGACGAGGCUCUCAGCAACAUGAUCCAGGCCGACAAGAUGAAGGCCGGAGACCUGCGGGUGGAGCACCAGCAGCACCAGGAGCAGAUCUCCAAGAUCAAGUGGGACUGUGAGAGGGACAUCCGCAGACUGGUGGAUGAAAUUAAAUCUAAGGAUCGCACUAUUUUCUCUCUGGAGAAGGAGCUGGAGUCCACAGCUGGUUACUUGCAGAAGCUGCAGCUUCAAAAGGACGCCCUGGAUGAACAGCUGUUCCUGGUCAAGGAGGCCGAGUGCGGCUUGGGAAGCCCGAAAAGGGAGAUACCGGGCCGGGCUGGAGAUGGUGCAGAGCACUGUGGCAGUCCAGACCUGAGAAGAAACCAGAGGCGCAUGGCUGAACUCAACUCAACCAUACGCAAGUUGGAGGACCGUAACUCACUGCUGGUCGAUGAGAGAAGUGAGCUGCUGAAGCGAGUUCGAGAGUCGGACAAGCAAUGCAAGCCCCUGCUGGACAAGAACAAGCUACUGAGUAAGAGGAAUGACGAUUUGACCCAGACGAUCCAGAAGCUGGAGGACAAGCUGAAGAGCCUGGCCAAGGAGAACCUUGAGAUGAAGGAGAGAAUAAGCUCCCAUCCGCCGCUGAAGAAGCCGAAGUCUCUGAACGACCUGGACCAAGCCCACGAUGACCAGGAAAUAGCCUUUCUCAAACUUCAAGUCCUGGAGCAGCAAAGCAUGAUUGAUGAACUGGCAAGAGACCGAGAAAAACUGCUUAGAAAGAAAAGACAUAAAAGAAGCACGAGGUCGUUAAAGAGGCCCAUUGUAGUAGACACCUACUUCGGGUACGACGAGGAGUCUAUGGACUCUGAGACAUCCUCAGUCGCUUCAGUUCGGAUGGACAGGACCCCUGCUACUCCCGACGAAGACCUGGAUGAGGGUCUAGCAAACGAGGAGUCGGAGCUACGUUUCCGUCAGCUCACCAGAGAAUAUCAGGCCUUACAACGAGCCUACGCCCUGCUGCAGGAGCAGAAAGGAGGCAUCCUGGAUGCUGAGAUGGAAGCCAAGGCUCAAGAACAACUCCAUGCAGACGUUCUCAGGUAUAAAGCCAAAAUAGAAGACUUGGAGAAGGAACUAACCCUGAAGGGACAGGACUCCAAAUGGGUGGAGGAGAAGCAGCUGUUCCUGCGAAGGAAUCAGGAGUUAAUAGAGAAGUUGGAAAAGCUGGAGUCAGACUGCAAUCGGCUGCAGCAGGAGCUGCAAGACUCCCGAGACCAAAAUGAACUGUUGGAGUUUCGGAUACUGGAGCUCGAGGAGCGCGAGAGGAGGUCCCCUCCAUUCAAUCAUUUGAGGAUGCAUCCGUUCUCAGAGGGAGUCAGUGCGUUGCAGAUCUACUGCAUGAAGGAAGGGGUGAAGGACGUGUGCAUUCCAGAUCUGAUUAAACUACUUGACAUCCUCGGAGACAACGGGAACUUAAGGAACGAGGAGCAGGUGGCCAUUAUUCAAGCCAGCACUGUUUUGUCGCUAGCAGAAAAGUGGAUUCAGCAGAUCGAAGGGACGGAGGCGGCGCUGCACCAGAAGAUGGUGGACCUGGAGAUAGAGAUGGAGAUGUUCUGUAAACAAAAAGGAUAUCUGGAAGAGGAGCUCGACUACAGGAAACAGGCCCUGGACCAGGCCUACAUGCAAAUCCAGGAGCUGGAAGCAACUUUAUACAACGCCCUGCAGCAGGACAAGGUUAUAAAGUACGGCGAGCCUCUGGAUGAGCUCCAGAAGGACGAGCUGCGCACGGCGGUGGAGAAGCUGAGGAGGCAGAUGCUGAGAAAGAGUCGAGAGUACGACUGCCAGAUCCUCCAGGAGAGGAUGGAGCUGCUGCACCAGGCCCACCAGAGAAUCCGUGACCUUGAAGACAAGACAGAAAUCCAGAGGAGGCAGAUUAAAGACCUGGAGGAAAAGGUGGUGUGUCAGCUUGGAGAUCUUGUUUGUGACCGCGGUGUUAUUUAUUUUCUGGACAAGCGUGAAGCGGUGUGCGUAGCGGUGGCUGCUCGUGUCAUAACAUCAGUGACUGCUGUCGGUGUAGGUGGAUGUGAUGUGCGUUGGCCUGUUCACACGUCAGAUGUUAUUUUUUUAUUUUAUUUACCUCUCGUUUUUAAAUUAUUUUUUAACUGGGGGUGGGGUUUUUUUUUUUUUUUUCUGGAUGCUGCCCCGGGACGAGCAGUGUCGGAUGCUAAAUGUCACUUCGGACUGCAAAGAACGGGCACGCUGCUGGAAAGACACAGCAGAUGCGGACACGCACAUACGUGCACACAUAGUUUAUGGACACGCAUGCAUAUACAGAUGCAUGCAGAUGCAAACACACACACACACAGACACACACACACACACAAGCUUUGACUAAUCCAAACCAAAGCCUGAGAAAUGUUCUCUCUGCCAUGCAGGGUAAUAAUAUGUCACCCACCACCAUUUAGCCAGAGUGGGAAUAUAAACAGACAGAAAACUCAUAGACAACGAGGAAAACAAACCACCAGACCGACCACAGACGCUCCUCUUUUUCUCUUUUCUUUCCCAUUCCAAACCUCGAGAAGACGUCCUUCCGCGAACGCAGCCAUUGCAACUCAGGGCCCACGAGUGCAGAGGCCGUUUGAACUGGUCUUAGGUCAAACCGUGUUAAGGGACUCUUGGGACACGGUGUCUCACCGGCUGGCCUGACGUCGCCGUUCCCAGAAUGGUGCUUACACAGACUGCUCGCACUCUCCGGAGGUUACACCUGGAAAAAAAAAAAAAAAAAACAGACGGAACCACGCUGCAGAAACUGGUGUGCGAGGACCCUGAAAGUGGGACGCGGGACCCUCAGGUUGACGCGUCUUCACCGGACACACAGAGUGACAGCGGGGAGAUGAAAAAGGAAAGAUUCUGGGGGCAAAGGCAACUCUUUGAUCCGGCUCCAGCUCUCCACAGGAAAGCCUACGGACUGCUUCUUAAUUUUUCUCAAAAGCCAGCAGACUGCAAGAGCUUUACUCUCUGGUUUCUCUCUUGUUUUUUUUACCACUCAGAUACUGUGUCCCAAGAUUUCCACUGAGGAAACAUCCCUAUUCUGUAUUGUAAUAUAUAUAUAUAUAUAUAUAUACAUUGUUGAUAUGUACAUGUGUCUGAAUUAUUUACUCUAGUCUCCUCCUCACGUUUUCCUUUUUUUUAUUUGUGACUGGUGGCACUUUUCUUUUUCACUCUGAUGCAGCUUGAACAGUUGAUGUACUCGGCAGUUUAUAAAUGACUUAAAAAAAAGGGUAUAAAUUGCUCUGUUUUAUUGUGGUGACGGCUGCAAAGAUGAACUUUAUUUCGUUGAAAAUAAUAACUGAGAAAUCGUUGGAAUAAGAAUGUGGAAUAAUGGAUUAUGUGCAUCCCUCUUUUGUUUUUUUUAAUAUCAUUUUUAAAUUCGUCUUUACUGUCACAGUGGUGUUGCUCUGGCUGACCAGCAGGGGGUGCUGCUUUGAACAUGCCCUUUAAAGUUCCACUCGAGGGGACUUGUGAUCAUGCUCGGGCUGGUUGUCUGGUUCAGAUACGUGGAAGGCCACUCCACUGCUCCCAAAAAUGAAAGGGCCGUCUCUUUUUCUCCCCUCUCUCUCUUUUUAACUAACAGAAUCAUCUUUGAUACUAACAACACUCUUUUACUCAACGCCACUGGGCGCUUAGGUGUCCACCUCCCCAACAUGAAACAGGAGAAAGUGAAUGCAACGCUACACCUGCUCCACUUGUCUCUCGCGAGGCCGACUCUGCCCAGCCCCUGAAAUAUUUACCAGUCGACCGUGCUUGUUCCCUGUGUAUCCGAGCUAGUGUAUCUGCCAUCACAUCACCCCCGUGGCUCCGUUCACCGGCCGGGGUUUUGCCUCUCUGUGGGAUCUCCUUACGUGAAGCGGAGAGUAACUACAUCCCCGUUCACUUUAUCCCACCACGGGGAACGACUGAGACUAUUUUUGUGCAAACUCAGCUAACAAGCAGUUGCCUUAAAUGCACUUUCCCCCCUUUUUUCUGCUCCUACUUUCCUUUUGAGCUCUUAUUUUUUCAGGUUUAUGUACAGUAUGUUGUAGAUAUACGUUACAUUCUGUGUAAUGUAUACAUAUUAUAUAUAUAUAUAUAUUUUUGUUUUUAUUUCUCAGAGAAGUUUUUUUUUAAUGUUAUUCCCGUCUGUCUUCCAACGAGAACAUAAUCCCUCCUAAUUUAAUUUAGGUUAUUUAUUAAACAAGAAAAAAAAGAGUAAUGCUGUAAAAAAUAAAAAAAAAUAAAAAAAAACAAUAAUGGC
This is a messenger RNA of Mugil cephalus (flathead mullet), 5081 nucleotides long. RefSeq names its product janus kinase and microtubule interacting protein 2 (gene jakmip2). The record is from RefSeq and is a predicted model, not a curated record. The transcript has 23 exons. Bases 323 to 3178 code for a protein of 951 amino acids. Gene Ontology annotation, molecular function: kinase binding; microtubule binding. Lineage: Eukaryota; Metazoa; Chordata; Actinopteri; Mugiliformes; Mugilidae.